Molecule: messenger RNA, 1649 nt
Organism: Amoebophrya sp. A120
Lineage: Eukaryota; Dinophyceae; Syndiniales; Amoebophryaceae
Source: the annotation of a GenBank genome assembly
GUUGAAGGUUCUGAAGAUGCUGAUGAUUCUAAAUUCCAUACUUGUGACAAACGGAUCACGAUCUAAGUGCAAGUCGAAGAGCAAGAACGGAUCUGCGCCGAAGAAUCGUCUCGCUUCGCCAGGACCACAGAAUUUCAAUUGUCAACACAGAUCUCCCUCGAAAUCAAGGUCGAAGGGAUCAAGGAAAGACGAAAAUGUAAAUGAUGAAAGAGAAUAAAGGUCGAAAUGACGAAAUCCAAGAUCCAAAGGAACGAUGAAACAAAUGCGAGUGAUCUAAAGAAGAUGAAGUUUGAGCAAUAGUACCAUCCAGAUCUCAAAAGGAAAUCCAAAAAUUUAAAGAUCUUUACCGCACGCGAAAUGGAACGCAUAGUACAGUAGGUUGACGAUCAUUCUAUGUACUGUCCAUAUUUAAAUUGAAACCUCACGAUCCUUAUCCUAUCUUUCAUUUUAUCAUUUUUUCACACAGGGAAACGAUAAGUUUACGGUCCACAAAACAUCAGUAGGCCACACCAUCCUCAGACAAAAUGGUGAAGGUUUUAUGGAUAGUAAAAAUGUCUGGGUCUGGAAACUUGUGAUGCUAAAAUGUGCAUAAUAAAAACGCUUCCGAAUGCAGUCCGGCAUGACAACUUUCCAAAACGCUUUCUCAUAGGCAAUCCGCAUGAGAAACUGCGCUUUUGCACGACAAAGAAGGCUACGACUUUUGUUGGUUAUGCAAUACAGAUUUUCUAGGUAUGGAAAGCUAGCAUGACAAGUUCCAAUCUUCCAGACCCAGACACUUUUACAAUCCAUAGGUAUCCGUCUUGAACGAUUGCUUGAACAGCAUCGUGAACGCCGAAAAGCGGGGAAAGCGCCAGGUCCUGAUCAAGCCGUCCUCCAAGGUAUAGUCGUUUUUCGCAUCACAAAUUCCAUUUGUAACUGUUUCCUUGCAUGACAAGUUGAAGAAGGAGAUUAAGUUUUAAAGCAGAGAUUCGCAUGCGGUCUGCCAUCUUUAGAUCUGUGAGAUAGGAACCACGAUCCCGACUGCGCCAACAUGCUGCCAUCGGUCGCUGAGAGAAACAAGAGAAUGAGUUGUUGUGACAUUGAACUCGUAGUUCAUUUCCUACCUUGCAAUACAUAAACGCGUACAUUUUUAAAUUCCACUACUCCCUACAGGUGAUCGUCAAGUUUCUGCAGUGCAUGCAGAAGCACGAGUACAUCGGUGACUUCGAGAUUGUCGAUGACCACCGUGCGGGCAAGAUCGUGAUCAACCUCAACGGUCGGUUGAACAAGUGCGGCGUGAUCUCCCCGCGUUUCGACGUCACUCUUUCCCAGAUCGAACAGCUGGCUUCCGACAUCCUUCCGUCUCGUCAGUUCGGCCACUUGGUGCUCACCACCACCUACGGCAUGCUCACCCACGAGGAGGCCCGUCGCAAGCACACCGGUGGAAAGAUCGUCGGAUUCUUCUUCUAAGUUAGGGACUGUAGGAAAUCACACGCCAACAUACUAUGAAUGUUGGUUGAUGUAAUUGAGAGGGAACAACUUCGUGGAUUUAGGUCUGCUGAGAAAACUCGCGGAUUUAGAUCUAGAAUGAUUUUCUCCCAAGAAAGAGGAUGCUGAACUUUAACCCGAGGACAAACUUUUAGUGCCUAUGUUUUAGGUGGACCAACAAC